CUUGGUACCAUAUAUCUUGGUUUUGGCUGUAGAGGGGGGGGGGGCGGGACUUAUUUGACACCCUGUAUUAUAUUUUCAGGAUGGUUCGCAGUGUAUUCUGUAUCACCUCCUCAAAGCAGGAAAUUCGUCAAAGAAAUGGAACCUGAGUUGCAAUGAGACGGAAGACUCCUUUUUGAAACACGACCACGAAGAUUAUCCAUCAACGUUGACAUCUGGGCAGAAAGUGUAUGCUUAUAUUACACCUAUCAUUAUUUGUAUCGGAGUUAUAGGAAAUCUGCUCUCAGUCAGAAUCUUCUUGUCAUGGAAAAAGCGUAAAUUGCCUAUCAACCAUUACUUAACGGUACUUUCCGCAUCAGAUUUGAUUGUCCUGCUCACAUAUGUUCUUCUGGAUUGGAUGAGAAAAGGACUUCCACAUUUGCCCGGUCACGUUGUGCACAACGUCAUCGACACAGAAGGGGUUUGUCAGUUUUACUUAUUAAUCUCUUAUGGCGCCCGAUUUCUGUCCGUCUGGAUCAUAGUUAGUCUUACGAUCGAAAGAUACACGGUCAUAUGUUACCCGAUUAGGAGUAGGAUCUUCACUUCGAAAACUCUUAAGGUCGUUGCAACACUUGGUGCAUUGUCCUUGAUAUUCUCCGUAACAAAAGCUUCCAUUAGUGGAAUACAUGAAACGGUACCUGGUGGAGAAAUAUAUAAAUGUACCUACAAACCGGGUUAUAAAGCUGGAUCGUUUAUACUGGACUAUAUUUUUGCCCUAUUUACAACCUUGGUACCAUUUUUUGUCAUCGCGUGUCUAAAUGUGAUGAUCAUUAAGAAUCUGAACCCAUGUAUUGGUAGGAAUACUUUACAUGCUUCGACAAACAGAGUUUUCGGUUCGAGGCUACUCCGCCAUCAAGUUGAAUUAACAGUUACUUUGCUCACGAUUUCAACUUCAUUCGUACUGCUCAACCUUCCUUACUUUGUCGCUUGGCUCACACAACAUUCCAUGCCUGAAUAUCGUAAUAUGGACACGUUUGCAGAGCUUAUGAACGACCACCAACAAUUACAAGGAUUUUUACUAAUUUCGAAAACAAUAUAUUACCUUAAUUUCUGUUCUAACUUUUUCCUCUAUUGCAUCACUGGUUCUAAUUACAGACGCGCAUUGAUUUCACUGUUCCAAUGUCACCAUGAGACGCAUUUCAUUCACGAUCAGAGAUCAACGACAGGAAGAGCUUUCUCAACACAAGUGACAUCAUUAAGUAGAGCGUCAUUAACAAGCACGGUUUAUUCGGGAACUUCCGUGAAAGGAUCGUGCAUGUAUCUCACAGAGUUGAGGACUAAUCGACGAAUUAUACAGACUACCGCGGAGUGAUAUUCAUGGUGAUAAUUGUGUGAUUUGAUUGAUGUAAAAACCAGAACAUGAUUUCACAAUAUUUUCAGAUGUUAAGUAAAUAAUACAGUUCUCAAAUGCAGAUCCACGAAACAAGUGUUUGUUUCGUGGAUAUUUCAUAGUUUUUUCGAUGUUAAGUUGUUCCUCAGACACUCUAAGUAACGGAUCUGUAACGACAGCAAGUUGCUACUACGGCCCAGCUGUAGUGGCUUAAGCCUUUAUAGCUCAGUUGGUAGAGCAUCAGUCUUUGGAUCCAGGGGUCCUAGGUUCGACUUUCUUUCAAUUUCUUUUAUCCGGCUUGUUACAAUUUUGUAACAAACCUCCAUUGUAUUUCAAUAACUGCUGUUUAUGUUCAUCAAGCUCUAUGUACUAUUUAAAGGAAUAUUCCUUGCCAGACCCGUUCUCUCUUGAUAUGGUAGCUAUAAUCAUAUAUAUAGUUUCCAUAUUUAGCAAAACAUGGGAAAAUGUUUUAAUGUGGUCAAUAUUGAUCAUUUAAACACCUAGUGCUUAUUUCCAGUGAGCUGCCAUCUUUUAAGAUUUCUUGCAGGAAGUGAUGUCAUCAACUCUCAACUUCUAUAACCUUUCCCAUAACAGUAGAGAAAAGUAGCACAAAAUCACUACAGACAAGUGAUCAUUAAUUUCUGUGCAAAAAUAUUUUCAGGGCUUGUCAACUUAGAAUAAAAGAAGAGAUUUUCAGAAGGAUUAAAUAAGAUACAAAGUUGAAAAAGAAUAUUUAGCUGGUUUUGUAAUUCUUAAUAGCUCCUCACCUAAUGCUAUAUGCAAAGUUGAGACUCGAUGACACCACUUCCUGUUUGACAUUUUAAAAGAUGGCAGCUUACUGGAAUUACCCAAAUGCGAGUAGGUAGUUACCAGUUUCACCACCAGGUGGCUGAUUCGGGUCAAUUAACAUGGCAGGUAUAUAAGAAAGUUCCCUUAAACUUGAAUAUUAUCAAAUUAAGUGGCUCAAUUUUCAUAUAACCCUUAUGCGUCUGAUACUUAUACUAAUGAAAAUAUGUCCAGUAAAGCAAAAUAUUAUCUGUCCACUAAAAGAAAAGAUAUUUCAUUUUUUGUGAUUUUAUAGCAUGGGGUCUAUGGGGAAUCUCCCCGAGCUAGAAGUCACAUUUUAAAAGAAAAUUAAUUUUUCAAAGUU
Molecule: messenger RNA, 2516 nt
Organism: Owenia fusiformis
Lineage: Eukaryota; Metazoa; Annelida; Polychaeta; Sabellida; Oweniidae
Source: the annotation of a GenBank genome assembly